Harpia harpyja (harpy eagle) is the source of this 3644-nucleotide messenger RNA. It is a transcript of the gene WBP1L, whose product is annotated as WW domain binding protein 1 like. The coding region runs from base 1020 to 2009 and encodes 329 amino acids. The record is from RefSeq and is a predicted model, not a curated record. NCBI's taxonomy places the organism in Eukaryota, Metazoa, Chordata, Aves, Accipitriformes, Accipitridae. The transcript is spliced from 4 exons.
CAAAGAAUGAAUGGGAGAAGGAAGUAGAAAUAAUACAACACUGAUGGUAUGAAAAGUGCAGGCUGGGAUUUAAUUAGAAAUUGAAGCCUGAAUGAAGUGCUUGGCGGUAGGCAGAAGUUUCCUAACGAAAAAUGUCACAGUCUCUGUCAUGGCCUGUACUGAUGGCAGUGCAUAACCUCUUCCUUGGCUUGCAAAACAGUGCAAGAAACUGUACAGUGGCUCAGCUUUUCACAGUCUUGACUUAAGUGGGGAGAGGGAAGGAGACUGAAACACUCGAUCCAAAGGAGCCACCUGUAACGUGUCCCAAAAUAAUGCUCUCCUUGUACUGGAAUCUUUGCCUAGUAGACUUUUUCCGCAGAUUUGUUGCCUUUACGUUUUAUCACUUUCUCUGUGCCAGGUUGAGUAACCCAGCAUUGGAGGUAGCCGUGCUCUGAGCAGGGGUCAGGCCAUGUGACCUGCUGGGAACCCUACCAAACUAAAUUAUUCCUUGAUUCUGUGAAACUGUUUGGAAACAAGGGUGACAGUUCUGGGUCUGAUAUGUGGCACCAAGUCUGAUGGCUCCAUGUUCCCAGAAACCCAUUGGUGGCUGGCCUGGCAGAGGGCUGCGGAAAGGUUCCAAGAGGAGCUGCUUGGACUUUGAGGAGCAUGGCUAGUGGCUGGCACUGCAAGGACUUUAAAACCCUGGACUUUCUGAACUGCUGGAGCUGAAAGCCAACUGCGAGAUUAUUCAAAGGUACAAGUGCUUAUGCGUUAGCAAAGAAGAUGGUUUCUCUUGGUCAGUAUGUAAAGAAGCUCUGGAAAGUAAGAUUUGAACUCUACUUUAGAUGGGAAAGCAGGAUGUUGCUUGAGACUUGAUCUCCAAAAGCAGGCAGGAGCAACGUGCAGAAUGCCAACCUAGCUGCUGAGGAUCUUCUAUUCAACAUGUGCACCCAUCCCUUCAACAUGUGCACCCAUCCCUGCAUAGACCUGUUUGCCAGCUGGGCUAACAAGAAGCAACCCUGCAUGACAAGGAAACCUGCAUGGGUGUCAACAAUCAAAGUUACAUAUGUGAAACGGGCCACUGUUGUGGACAAUCCCAGUGUUGCAACUACUACUAUGAACUCUGGUGGUUUUGGCUGGUGUGGACCAUCAUCAUCAUCCUCAGCUGCUGUUGUGUUUGCCAUCACCGACGCACCAAGCAUCGUCUCCAGGCCCAGCAGCGGCAACAUGAGAUCAACCUGAUCGCUUACCGGGAAGCCCAUAACUAUUCAGCCCUGCCAUUUUAUUUCCGGUUUUUGCCAAAUUAUUUACUACCUCCCUAUGAGGAAGUGGUGAACCGACCACCGACCCCACCACCACCAUAUAGUGCCUUACAUCAGCAGUGCGUCCCAGCAGGCAGCAGUAGCACAAUCCCGGACACGCCAAGAAACCUGCAGCCAGCACAGAGCAGCUCAGCAGCACCCAGUGGCAAUAACAGCAGUACUGACAACACCAGGUCCCCAGGCCUUGGGGACCCUGAGCCCUCCACCACCACGCUGGUCGAGCGACCAGUUGCCAAAAUGCAAAGCAUUGAGCCCGGCGGUACCAGUACAGGAGCCGAGCUAGUGGAGAGGGCCGGUCCCGAUAAGGAUACGGAGUGCAAGGAGGAACUGCUAAAAGGUUACAGCUCUGAGAGCUUAGAGCAGAGCAGCGCCAUUCCCGACGUGAAGGACAAGACGCCGGGCAGGCAGCGCCGUUUCACCGGUGACUCAGGCAUCGAAGUCUGCGUAUGCAACCGGGGCCAUCAUGACGACGACCUCAAGGAGUUCGACGGGCUCAUCGAUGAUGCUCUGGACGGGCCCCUGGACUUCUGCGACAGCUGCAGUGGCCGCCCCCACGGGGACGAGGAGGAAGGGCUUUUUAAUGCCGUGGAAGAGCAGCACCGUGAACACAGCCACCACCACCUGCCCCGGCAGCCGGUGUGUGUACUCUUGAACACAAUAAAUGAGCAGGACUCUCCAAACUCUUGUACCAAUAACUCCCCCAGCUAAGGUGGCAGAAUGAAAGGGAGAAUCGGGGGAAAAUACAAAGAAAUAAAAGUGGAAUAAGAGGAUUAAAACUUUAACAGGAGGAAAAGGUGAUACAAUCUUCUUUUUUUAGUUCAUUUUUCUUUCUCCCCUCCAAUAUAAUUCGGGGACUAGUCCUCGAAGGCCCGGCUUGCAGGGGACGGGUCGCUCUGGGUUUUGUUAAUCGUGUCCAUCCUGCUCUGCGGGGCAGGGACUGAUGUUUCUCAAUGAGACCUUCUAACAAAUGGAAUUUUCCCAAUGGUGAUUUUGGUGAUGGUUAUUACGAGUUUGUUGGUUUUAGUUUUCUGAAACACUGCUUUAUCUCGCAAUCAGUAAAGCUCAGCAAAUCUCACCCUGGGAGGAUGCAAAAUCACCGUAAGGCUUCAACCUCCAGGUGUCUUCCCAGAAGCAAGCAGCUUCUGACAGGGCCGGCAGUCAGUAGCCCAAGAGUUCUGGUUUGAUAUAGUGCUCUUGAGGCAUUGGGGAUUUAUUUUCAUUUUAGUUUGGUGGGGUUGUUUUUGUUUGUCUGUUUGGGGGUUUUUGGGGUUUUGGGUUUGUUUUUUUUUGGUGUUAAGUUUUCCUGAAGCUGAUGAAUGCCUGAACACAUCAGCCCUAUAAUCUCUGGUGCUUCAGUGUUUAAGACAGCAGGUAGGAAAUUUCCCACUUGAAGCUGGUGACUGAAGGACCAGUUUCUUCCAGAAGGAGUGUUAGUCUACCAUAAGCAGUUUGAAAAUAAAGGGUUUGCAGAAGUUUGCCUUUAUAUGUCAUUUUUAAAGACAAGUGUAUUCCUUCAAUGCCUCUAAGAGCACAGUUAGAAGUAGAAUCCAGGCAGCUGGGCUGCCUUCCAAGUACUGUGGUCUCCGAAUGACCUUCUCCCGGUGUGCUGCAAAAGGGCUUGGCUUUAUGUUUUUCCUUUUUUUGUACCCUGAGAGCAGCACACUUGAGUUAAGAUGACAAAAAAAGAACAGGGCUCUCUUUGGCCAGCGUGCCUUCAAGCUUCAGCGAUGCAUGUUGAACAAAUGGAGACGAGAGCUCCGUCCAUUGCAAAGGGAUGACUUACCAUGUAGAUGUGGAAGACCUGUGCAGUAUUUUUUUUUUUUUUGAUCCAAAAGUUUGGUGCGAUUCUCAUGUUGACCACUUUAAAGAAAUGAAUGUCUGUUCUCUUUUUCUUUCUCUCUCUCUCUCUUUUUUUUUUUUUUUUAUGGUGGCAACUGGCUACUGUAUAAUGUCUGUGAGCGUGUGUGUGUGACUGCAAUCCAUGCAUGCGAGUCCUACUGGUAAUAUGAAAGCCUGCUGUAAGACUGCAAGAAAAUUUACUGUAGCUUUGCUUUAAUAAACGGUAGAGAUUUUGUUAGUAACAACCUGAAGGAAAAAAAAAAAACAAAGAGCUGAAACUAACAUUCCCUAGAGUGCUCGUGUGGAAGAGAGCACAGUUCAGACUAUGUAUCUUGUUCUCGGGUUUUCUCCCCAUCCCUUUUAUAAUUAUGAUCGCCCAGAUCAUUACUGUUAUGGGGAAAAAAAAUUGAAAACUGAACACAGACAUAUAAAGAUCUGAUUGAUUGAAAACCAAAAUCAGUUUUAAAUAAGGUGGAAACCAAAAUAUAAUGCCUUUUCUGAUAA